Knipowitschia caucasica is the source of this 216-nucleotide messenger RNA. The record is from the annotation of a GenBank genome assembly. Lineage: Eukaryota; Metazoa; Chordata; Actinopteri; Gobiiformes; Gobiidae.
AUGAGUCUGCUGAAAAUCAAGACCAACUACUUCAUCGUGUCGCUGGCGUUCGCGGACCUGCUGGUGUCGGUGUUGGUGAUGCCGUUCGGAGCCAUCGAGCUGGUCCAUCAGCACUGGAUCUACGGAGAGACCUUCUGCCUGGUCCGGACCUCUCUGGACGUGCUCCUGACCACCGCCUCCAUCCUCCACCUCUGCUGCAUCGCACUCGACCGGUAA